GUCAUCAAAACAAGUGGCGGUAACAUCAGUAACGUGAAAAAUGAUUUAAAGAAUUUCAUUAAAAAUCACAAUAAAUAAAAGUUUAUGAAAAAAAUUGAAGUUAUAAAGAAAAUUAUUGAAGGCACAACAGAAGAUGAGUUCUUUAGAAGAAAAAAUACCUGCAUUCUCAAUGUGGAAAAUGUUUAAUGAUACUGUACCUGUUAUAAUAAAAGCAGAAUGUUGGGAAGCAAGUAUCAGGAAAUUGGCUUCAAUUAUACAGUCUAAAGAGUAUUCCAAUAUUUUGUUUAUUUACAAUAAAGAAUACAAUGUUACAAACGAACAAUAUCAAGAAAUACAAGAAAAAUAUAAAGCCUUUACAGUGUGGCUUUUAGGGCAGUUCUUUUAUUUAUUAGGCAAUGAAAAAUUUAGUAAAGUCCAUGACAUUAUUGUAGAUAUACAGCUAAGUAUUCUGGACCAAUUGUUCAAUACACAGCUAGACGUUUUUAAAGAAUUAUCCAAAGAAUACAAAAAAGUAUUGAAAUUGUUAGUUGACUAUUACAAAACUGCAAACCAAAAAUUAGUAUUACAAGUGUUUAUUCCCGGAAAUUUAGAAGAAUUAAAUCAGGAACUCAAUUUGAACCCAGUUUUUAUGGAAAUUCACUCUCCCUCCAAAUGUACUCUGAUUUUACAAAAGUUACUAAAAUUUAUAGAGUAUAUGUUAACAAAGAAUUUUACUUCAUGUGGAUUUGAUGAAUAUACAUUUUCAAUGUUAGAUCAUCUAUUAUUUCUCUUGUCCAAUUCUAGCGAAGAAUUGCAGCUGGAAAUUGCAGAUGUUUUUAUUGAAUUAUCUACAAAAAAAACUGAUUCCAUUAAUCACCCAGAAAUAAAAUCCAAAUUUUUGUUGUUUUCAAGUUUAUUUGAAAAGUUUGUGUACAGAACUUUCAAUUCGAGGGAGAUCAAUAGAAAAAAUACAACUAAAUGUGAACAGUGUCUUUUAAAAUAUUUAAGUAGUAGUGAAAAGACUAGAAAUCUAUUCACAAAUAUUCCUCAUAUUACUGCAUUUCUUUUUAAUAUUACUUUAAAUAGCAGGAAAGGAUUUGCACCUUCUGAAGAAUUACAGAUACUUGCAGCUAAAUAUGUAGGUAAUGAAUUGAAAGACAAUAGCAUUGAUUAUAGAUUAGAAAAUCUUGAUUUUUCAAAUGUUGCCAUCAUAUUCAGUUUUUAUGAUCAAAUUUACAAUGACAUUGGAGCAAUUGAAGGUCCUUGUGAUAAUUUGAAAAUAUACUCUGAAGAUAUAAGUAAAAUUUGGUCUAGAAUAUAUAAAAUUAUAAUAAAUGAACUUGCCCAAAAAAAAUGUGGAGAGGACUGUAACAUAUCAAGAUUUAUACAUUUUUUUAAAAGCUUAAGUAAAAUGUUGGUUCAGAUCAAUUUAAAUUUAAUUAAAAGUCGGAAUCACCCAAUUUCUUUCAGUUAUUUUGAUGAAAUAGAACUAAUGGUUAACUUUAUAAGAAAAUAUUUGAACCAUGCCAGCAAUUGUCAAAAGUCUAACACAACCUUCGAAGAUGCUCUAGACUUUUUUAUCGCAUUCAUUUCAGUGACAAAUUCAAAAAAUAUUCACAUAAUUUUCAACAUCAUAGGUUUUCCGAUCCUAAAGACUUUUGUUUAUAAAAGUGAAAAUCAAUUUCCUAUAAAUGUUAUUGCAGAAGAAAAAACAAUAGGAGAUGUAAAGAUGAUCGUAAGAUCAUUUUACAGAUACUUGUGGACUCAGAACAUUUCAAGAAGUAUUUCUUUAAAAGCGCUCAAUAAAUUAUUUUUACUUAUUUCAAGUAAAUUAAUCACUCCAAAACAGAGUAGCAUAAGGGAAAUGGAAAAUUUGUAUAUGAAGAUAUGUAAAUUGGAAUUUCAAUCAAAAAAUUUGGAUAAUAUGCUAUUGGUUGUUGAAAGUAUUCCUCACAUUUUAACCAUAUUUGAAGAUACUGAUAGAAUUUUAUCUCAAAUUAUAAAUCCUGCCAUUUUAUUACAAAUAUCGAAAGUCUUAGAAAGCACUUUAUAUACUUUGCAUAAUGUUUUAUGUGCCGUAAGUUUGGACUUUUUAAAAAUUGUAUACUGGGAUGAUGAUAGAAAUUGCCUACAAUCUACAAUCUGUUGCAAAAAAUGCACCUUGCAAACAAAUAGUGAUUAUGUUGAUGACCUAAUAUACCAAAAGUUUGGACAAAAUGCCGUUGCCAUAAAGUAUAACAAAAUUCAAGUUGAACACCAUAUGCUUUCAUCGAAUUUGAAACACGUCCUUAAUUCAAUAUCAAAACCAUGUCUAGAUUUAAAAAUGGCAGCUCUAGGAACAUUACCAUCUUUCUCAAGUCACCUUCUACAAUUCCAUUCUGUUGAUGUGACACAAAUUUGGGUUCAACUUGCAGCUGAUCCCAAUAAAGAAGUUAGAGAUAAGUUUACACAAGUUAUUGAACCAAUUGUCACUUUUUGCUAUGAUAAUCCAGUUCUAUCAGAAGAUAUAAAAAGUCGUAUUAUAAGAGUAAUAUUCUCUGAAAUGCUAGAUUUCACAGAAAGGUCACUUAAAGAAUCCAAUUUUGACUUACAAGAAACGUUAUUGUGUACUUUAGAGGCUAUUGGCAAAGUAAAUUCGGGCAGCGUCUGGUUAGAAACUCUGAAACUUUUCAUCCAUUUCAUUAUGACACCAACAUCCAAAUAUAACUUGGAUGCAGUUGAUAGAUGUUUCAAAUUAGCGGAAAAUAAUAAAACCAGCACAACGAUUAUUUACAGUCAAAAUAAAAAAGAAAUUUGCGAAGUAAUAACUCAAUUGUGUUGUGCCGUUGAGUCCAAUUUGGCAACAUCACUAGAACAGGUAGCGCACAUGUUGGGAUUCUACGGAUCUAAAGAUUUUGUUAACCAAGAAUGCAACUAUUUACUUCCAUUUUUCGUUGCCAAGACUGUGAAGAUGCCAGCCGUCAAGAACUUGAUACAAGAAAUGGCAACGAUGAUGGAUAUUGAUCUAGGAGAAAUGUUGUCUUCCAAAUAUGGAUAUAUAUUUAUACAUAUAUUUCUAGAAGAUAUGCCUAAUGAAGAUAUUAAACAGUGUAUGAUAUUUUUGGAAAAUUCCACUCAUUCCAGUGGGGUGUCUUUAAGAAAACGUAAUUUCCGGAUCAUCUUGAACGAACUACUUUUGAAUUUUCACGAAAAAAACGAUAAAGUAUUAUUAGCUUUACGAUUGCUUUCUAACGAAGAUUUCGAAAACCAGGGAAAAGCUAAUUCUAUUCAAGAAUAUCUCCAAUCUCAUUUUCUGGGAGUACUCUUAUAUUUCGAUCUCAAAAUGAUAUCUAAAAAUGCAGGAAAGGACAAAUUCCUGCUUAGUUUGGCCGAUUUGUUCAAGUUUAUGGGGUCGAAACAUAUAAUGCCUUUGAGAUUCAAAAUAAUUGCAAUGCUACAAACAAUAAAUUAUAAAAAUUUUCCUCGAUUGACUUGCACAAUUUGGGACGCCUUCAUCCGUACAUGCGAAAUAGAAUCACUAGGACCACACUUAGCUGUGAUUUGUGUUUCCGUACUACCUUUAAUUGAUCAUUGUACAACAGAAGUAAACGAUAUGUUGAAUUAUCUGAUUAUACAAAAUGAAAUCCACAUGAAGAAUCAUAUACCAGAUUUAUUUUUCGUUAGCCAUAACAAAAUUAACCUGGAGAUCAUUAUGGUUAUUAGGAAAUAUCUGGAGUUGUUCGAAAAAAAUAAUUUGAAAGAGAAGAUUCAGAGAUUUUUGAAAUACAUAAUGCACGAAUCCACAGAAGUUCGUAUACAGGGUCUCAAGCAACUCAAAACUUAUUUAGAACAAGACAGAGAAGCACUGGAUCAAAUGAUCCUCGAUUAUAAUGGAAUUGAUGCUACCAUAGUUGAACUUAUUGAUGUUUUAACAACGGGGUGUAGAGAAAAAGAUGAAACACUGAAACUGGCCUGCGGAGAUCUGUUUGGGGAAUUGGGAGCUAUUGAACCUAGUCAUUUACCUAGAAGAUAUACUCAGGAAGAUACAUCAUUUUGCUUUUAUAUAAAUGAAGAUACUUUCAUUGUAAACUCCCUCAACGAAUUGAUUAAAGCUUUCCAAGCUGAAAAAAAUACUCAGAGUAUGGAUAGAUAUGCGUUAGCCAUUCAAGAAACUUUGAAAGGUUAUGAAAUUUCUCCUGAUCCGCACAGUAACAAACAUUAUCUAUGGGUACAGUUUCCAGAUACUCAAAGAGAAGUUAUGUUACCACUAUUGUCUUCUAGAUAUAUGAUUGCUCAACCAGUUUUAGCAACUAAUUUGACGACUCCCAUAUAUGGAUCGACAUCGGGAUCUACUUUCCAAGCUUGGUUGUAUAACUGGACUUGCAGUUUGAUAUCCUCUUUACCAGACGGAAGGAAGACGCUUUUGAAAGUGUAUUUACCGAGUAUGAAACAGGACCGACGAAUUCUUAUGCAUUUUAUGCCGCAUAUUCUUCUGCAUGCACUAUUAGAAGGAAGCGAUAGAAUUGCGGAAAAAUGUUUAGUUGAAAUUCAAACUAUUACAAGUUCCAUAACUGAUAACCGUGCAAUUUUGAAUGUGCGUCCUGACAUAAAUACUGAAACUCCAACCGUUACUCCAGAAAAAAUUAAACAAAUACAAUGUACCAAAGUUGUAUUUUUACUUUUGGAUUAUUUGGAUCGCUGGGUUAGAGAAUGGCAGUGGCAAAAAGGAAUGGAAGGUUCAACUGAAAAGCACUUUAAGAUUAUUACGUGUUUCCUGAAUAAAUUAUGUAAAUUACAACUUGCCAAAUGUAAUUAUCAAUCUGGUGAAUAUCCAAGAGCCUUAAUGUACUUAGAAGAUUAUAUUACGGAUUCCAAUGGGGAACUUCACAAUAAUUUAUCGUUUUUUGCGGAGAUAUAUGCACAAUUAGAAGAACCCGAUGGCGUUGAUGGAGUUAUGGCAUUACAACCGAAUGAACCAUCCUUAGAACAAAGAAUUUUAGCUUUAGAGGUAGCUGGAAAACUUGCUGAUGCCACUAAUUGUUAUGAACGAAUGCCACAACCAUUACAACUUCAGCAUAUACAGGGUUUAACACAGUGCUACUUAGGAUUGGACAAUGUAAACACUGCAUUGUAUUUUGUAAAAGGGGCUCUAAAUAGUCAACAAGAAUUCAAUAAUAUGUUAUUAGAAAUGCAGGCUGAGCCGUUAUGGAGGCUGGGUCAAUAUGAUGAAUUGAAUACUCUGAUAAAAGAUCCAAAAUUAUCAAAAAAUAAAAGUUGGGGAGUACAAGUAGGAAAAGCUUUAUUGCAUAUAAAAAAUGGUGAACGAAAUUAUUUCAAAUCGACGAUAGAUGGAUUAAUGAUGCAACAAGUAUUUUCGUUCGGUGCUACAAGUUUAGAGGAGGGGGCGUACAAAAGCGGUUACGGUUGUGUUUCAAAACUGCAUGCUUUGAAUGAACUCCAACAAGUAGAAAAAAUUAUUUUUGAUUUAUUGGAUAGUCCAAAUAAUAGAGAGUAUGCAGAAAAUGUUAUAAAAAAACUUUCAAAAGAAUGGUCACUUCGUUUAAAAGUUGUACAAGAAUCAGUUGGAAUUAUAGAACCUAUUUUAUGUUUGAGACGAGUGUCUUUGAAUUUAGCAAAACAUAUUGCUGAGGAGAAAUUUCAAACUGCCUUACCAUACUUGAAUUCGUUAAUUGGAGAAAGUUGGCUUUUGAGCGCUAAAACGGCAAGAUCGGCAGGUAUGCACCAGCAGGCUUAUACUUACUCUAUAAAAGCAGAAGAAUACGCACCUUCCACGUUGUUUUUGGAUAAAGCAAAACUUCAUUGGCUAAGAGAAGAGCAUGAACAAGCACUGCAUUGCUUGAGAAGAGGUGUUGAAGUUAUAAUGCCGGAAGGCAGUUCACCUGAUAUGCUUACAAUAGAACAAAGGAAGUUGUGUGCUGAAGCGAAACUUCUAAUGGCAACCUACAAUGAAGAAUUAUCUAACGUAGACAUUGAUGUUAAUCGACAAAUUUUUAAAGAAUCCGUAGAAAUAUUUAAAGAAUGGGAGAAAAGUCUUGUUUGUUUGGCACACUUCUUAGAUAAACUUUUUCAAAGCUAUAGUAGUGCCGAACAAGAUUCUAGGGGAAGCGAUUUACAACUGCAGAUGAUCAAUUAUUUUGGUAAAUCUUUGCAAUACGGUACACACUACAUUUACCAAUCGAUGCCCCGUAUGUUAUCCAUAUGGUUUGACUAUGGUACUAGAUUAUUAGAAGUUAGUCAAAAUUCAGUCAAAGAAGAAAGAAAACUCAUUCUAUUGCGCAUGACCAAGUUAAUUGAUUGUUUUUUAGAAAGGCUACCAUCUUAUGUAUUUCUAACAGCAUUUUCGCAAUUAGUAUCGAGAAUAUGUCAUCCACAAAAAGAGGUGUACAUAAUGUUGAAAUCCAUAAUAAUUAAAUUAGUUCAGCAAUAUCCCCAACAAAGUUUGUGGAUGGUUAUUUCUGUUAUCAAAUCCAGUUAUUCUGUGAGGUCGAAAAGAUGUGCAGAAAUUCUUUGCGAUCCUAGAUUGAAAACCACAAGCUUGACUAGACUGGUUCGAGAUUUCACGAGUUUAGCAGAAAAAUUGAUUGAAUUGUGCAAUAAGGAAAUACCAGCUGAUGCUAAUACUGCCAGUGUUAACUCUUUACUGAGAACGUUACCGAGGUUACUGGCAAAAGAUGAUUUUAGUGAAAUUAUGGUGCCAACGUUCAAAUUAAGAAAACUUAUUAUACCUAAUCCGGAUUUUAGUAAUGCUCAGCAUAAUCCGUUUCCAAAUGCGUAUGUGUACAUCGUAGGCAUUGAAGAUGAAAUCAGUGUACUGCAAAGUUUGCAAAAACCUCGAAAAAUUUCUUUAAAAGGAUCAGAUGGAAAAAGAUAUAUUUUCAUGUUAAAACCAAAAGACGAUUUGAGAAAAGAUUUUCGCCUUAUGGAAUUUAACGAUAUAGUUAACCAUUUAUUAGCUAGAGAAGGUGAAGCUAGACAGAGGAGACUAAAUAUUAGAUUAUAUUCUGUAGCACCACUCAAUGAAGAAUGUGGAUUGAUAGAAUGGGUUCACAACCUUGUCGGAUUGAGACCAGUUUUAUUAUCUCUGUAUAAGCAAAAAGGUUACAUAAUGAAGGCAAAAGAAUUAAGGGAUGCUUGUUGCAAUAUUAGAGACUCUCUUGAAAAGAAGCGGGAUGUCUUUUUGAAAAAGUUGAUACCACGACAUCCGCCAAUAUUAGGUGAAUGGUUCAGGAAAACCUUUCCCGAUGCACAAAGUUGGUUAACAGCACGUACCGCAUAUGUUAGAACAACUGCAGUUAUGUCAAUGGCUGGAUACAUGCUUGGAUUGGGAGACCGACAUGGUGAAAAUAUUCAAUUGGAUUCUACAUGUGGUGACGUUGUACAUGUAGAUUUCAAUUGUUUAUUCAAUAAAGGGGAAAAAUUCGACUGGCCCGAACGUGUACCUUUCAGACUGACACACAAUAUGGUGGCUGCCAUGGGUCCAUUGGGAGUUGACGGAAUUUUCAGGAAAUCGUGCGCUUGUACUUUAAGAGUACUUAGAGAUAAUUCUAAUACCUUGAUGUCAAUAGUAGCUCCUUUUGUAUACGAUCCAUUAGUAUCUUGGCCAAGGCAUUCUUCUUUACCUAACAUUCAUAAUUCUGAAAGAACAAAUGAGGAGGCAGUGGAUCAUAUAAAGAAUAUAGAAUUAAGACUUAAGGGAUCUGUUAAAACAAGAAAUAGGACAGUAACAAUGCCUCUAUCCGUAGAAGGACAAACAAAUUACUUGAUAAAAGAGGCAGUUAGUAUCGAUAAUCUUUGUCAGAUGUACUUAGGAUGGGGAGCAUAUUUGUAAUUAUUUUUAAGGUUAUGUAUUGUAUAUUGAUUGAAAUAAAUGUAUUUUCCCAAAUUUUUUAAUAAAAACAAAAUCAAUUGAAACUCAUUUUGGAAAACGCACUUUAUAAUGCUAAUAUAAUGG
Messenger RNA from Diorhabda sublineata, 7930 nucleotides. RefSeq names its product serine/threonine-protein kinase ATR-like. The coding region runs from base 134 to 7807 and encodes 2557 amino acids. Gene Ontology annotation, molecular function: protein serine/threonine kinase activity; protein binding. The record is from RefSeq and is a predicted model, not a curated record. The transcript has 24 exons. Gene Ontology annotation, biological process: telomere maintenance; DNA damage checkpoint signaling; protein phosphorylation. Gene Ontology annotation, cellular component: nucleus. NCBI's taxonomy places the organism in Eukaryota, Metazoa, Arthropoda, Insecta, Coleoptera, Chrysomelidae.